GAUGCCUCCCAGUUUGGGCCUCCCCUCCAGUUUCACCCUACCCCAUAUGAUAAAUUAAGCAUCUCGUCAAAGAGCACAGCAGAAAUCAAUGCCCCGCCUCAACGACCAAACCGUGACAUUCCUACGCGCCGGCGCGGAAGCCCGCGAUCACAUCCGACAAGCAUGGGACGGGUUCAUCAAUUUCGCAGCGCGGGACAAUGUCCUUGAAGUUGCUCUGGGGUUAAUCAUCGCCCAAGCCUUCACAAAAGUAGUCACCUCCUUCGUCUCAGACAUCAUCCUCCCAAUCAUCUCGCUCCUCCCCUUCCUAAGCCGCAACAUGGACGAGAAAUUCGCCGUCCUGACGCAGGGGCCGAACUACGCCGAGAUGAAUGGGUAUAAUACCCUCGAGCAAGCUAGAGAGGAUGGGGCGCUUGUGUUGGCAUAUGGUGUCUUCCUCCAAACCAUCCUCAGCUUCUUCGGCGUCAGUCUAACGCUGUACGCCAUCGCGCACAUCUACACGUGGGUCUCCGACGACCGUGUUAUCAAGCCGACGGUUCGGUGCAGGUAUUGUAAGAAGUUCAUUAGUGAUCAGGCGACUCGCUGCGUCAACUGCUCUAGCUGGCAGGAUGGGAGGGAAGAUCGGACUGGUUGGCGAUAGGUAUAUAUAUCUCUCUCUAAUGCAUUGGUUUAUAUUUCACUUUGUGAAUCUCUAAUAUCCUUUCUGUUCAUGAGGAAG
This is a messenger RNA of Aspergillus campestris IBT 28561, 715 nucleotides long. Its product is annotated as MscL family protein. The record is from RefSeq and is a predicted model, not a curated record. Gene Ontology annotation, biological process: monoatomic ion transport; intracellular water homeostasis. Lineage: Eukaryota; Fungi; Ascomycota; Eurotiomycetes; Eurotiales; Aspergillaceae. Gene Ontology annotation, molecular function: mechanosensitive monoatomic ion channel activity. The transcript has 4 exons. The coding region runs from base 89 to 637 and encodes 182 amino acids.